UUGCACCUUUACCGUCAAUUAGCAGUCGGCUAAAGAAGCUAAUGAUGAAGCGGAGCAUGUUCCCUGCAGCCUCGCCUGCAGCCUCGCCUGGAGCAGGUCAUUGUGUGGUAUGAAAACUCCGUAUAACGUGGGCUGCUGGUGUUGCCUCAGAUUCUUUGAUGAGCUGACAGGUGACAUAAUCCACAAGAGAUAACAGAAACCAGAAGAAGCUGUUUCCCCACCAUGUCGGCAGACACGGACCCUCCACAACUUGUGAACCCUCCACAGCUCAUGAACCCUCCACCUCCUGAGGUGACCAAUCCGAGCAAGCCAGGCCGGAGAACCAACCAGUUGAAAUACAUACAGAAUGUAGUGAUCAAAUCAAUGUGGAAGCAUCACUACGCCUGGCCUUUUUACCAGCCUGUCGAUGCAGUCUCUCUCGGACUACCGGAUUAUCAUAAGAUAAUAACCUGUCCUAUGGAUAUGGGAACCAUCAAGAAGCGACUGGAGAACAACUACUACUGGAGUGCGAGUGAAUGCAUGCAAGACUUCAACACCAUGUUCACCAACUGCUACAUAUAUAACAAGCCUACAGACGACAUAGUGCUGAUGGCCCUCGCCUUGGAAAAGAUUUUCUUGCAAAAAGUUGCCAGCAUGCCUCCGAGAGAAGUGGAGAUUUUACCGCACGUAGCCAAAGGCAAGACCAAAAAAAGCUGCAAUCCAGAAAGCAAGAGGAGACGUGAAAGUGCAGGCACAUCCGUCACUCCUUCUAAAAGCGACUUGGAGGAGGAGUCGCCACAACAGGGAACUGCACAGGGCGGCCCCAGCGAACAGCUCAAGUACUGCAAUGACGUCCUGAAGGAAAUGCUGUCCAAGAAACAUACGGCCUACGCCUGGCCUUUCUACAAGCCCGUAGAUGUCAGAGCGCUGGAGUUGCACGAUUACCACGACAUCAUAAAGUACCCCAUGGAUCUCAGCACCGUUAAAAAAAAGUUAAAUGGAGGAGAAUACCAGGACGCACAAGCAUUUGCUGCAGAUGUGCGGUUAAUUUUCUCCAACUGCUACAAAUACAACCCUUCAGAUCACUGCAUUGUCAGCAUGGCCAGAAAACUGCAGGGAGUGUUCGAGCAAAGUUUUGCAAAAAUGCCAGACGAGAGCGUGGAGUCGAUGUCGGCUAAGAGCUCGGGUCUAAGUGGCAGCGAUUCCUCCAGUUUGGAGAAAUCACAGCUUGCAGAAGAGCCUGCCACUCAACAUUAUAUACUGGAACAACAGCUUAAAACUGUUCCCCAACAGCUUGAAGCUCCCGUGAGAAAACCAAAGAAGAAAAAAGACAAGUAUGAGAAAGUGAACAGCAUGAAAAAUUCCAGCUCCAGGCGGUCGUUGGAGGGAAGCCACACCUGGGAUUCGGGCGUUGAAUGUUUACCGAUGACUUACGACGAAAAGCACCAGCUGAGCCUCGACAUUAACCGGCUGCCUGGCAUGAAGCUGGCCCGCGUGGUGCACAUCAUUCAGACACGAGAGCCCUCGAUGGGUAAUGCCAGCCCGGAUGAGAUUGAGAUUGACUUUGAGAUACUGAAGCCGUCCACGCUGCGAGAGCUGGAGCAAUAUGUCAAGUCUUGUCUGUAUAAGAGGUUCAAGAAAUUUCAAAAGAAAAGCAGACAAACUGCAUCUCAUCACACUGACAGCAGCAGUUCUUCAGACUCUGCCACCAGCAGCUCCACUGACUCCAGCUCCGAAGAGUGACUCGUAAUCACUGCGUUGCUUUUAUUUAUUCCUUUUAUUGUGACCAAACUACUUUUUUUUUCAAAGAAUGUUGAACAUGCUUAUUUUUCUACUUGUUCUGUGUUUAAUAUGUGGAAAAUUAAACUCACCUCCUAUCGUUUUUGUAUUCA
Molecule: messenger RNA, 1871 nt
Organism: Amphiprion ocellaris (clown anemonefish)
Lineage: Eukaryota; Metazoa; Chordata; Actinopteri; Pomacentridae
Product: bromodomain-containing protein 3-like
Exons: 10
Coding region: 223-1722 (499 amino acids)
Biological process (GO): chromatin remodeling; regulation of DNA-templated transcription
Cellular component (GO): chromatin; nucleus
Source: RefSeq, a predicted model, not a curated record